This is a messenger RNA of Austrofundulus limnaeus, 2750 nucleotides long. Its product is annotated as fascin. Lineage: Eukaryota; Metazoa; Chordata; Actinopteri; Cyprinodontiformes; Rivulidae. Gene Ontology annotation, cellular component: ruffle; actin cytoskeleton; cytoplasm. The record is from RefSeq and is a predicted model, not a curated record. Gene Ontology annotation, biological process: actin filament bundle assembly; cell migration; establishment or maintenance of cell polarity. The coding region runs from base 233 to 1705 and encodes 490 amino acids. Gene Ontology annotation, molecular function: actin filament binding; protein-macromolecule adaptor activity. The transcript has 5 exons.
CAAACUGUGUGGCUGCAGGGCUGGUUUGCUAAAACUGCAUUCAGCUCCUUUGCGUAGAGGGGCGUGUACUGSCUUCAGAGGGGGGAAAAAUCAGUCCUGCAGCUCGUGGAGCAGGGUGGGUUUGUAGUCAGAGAGAAUCUCCUCUUCAUCACCAUCAUCUGUCAGAGCAGCUCGGUCUCUUGCUGGCUUUGUCUCCGAGUCCUGCAUCUCUCCUCUUCUCUCCUCCAUCAUCAUGUCUUCUCUCGGCGGGGACUUGCUGCAGAUCCCUCUGGGGCUCAUCAACAGCGCGGGCAAGUAUCUGACUGCGGAGACCUUUGGCUUCAAGAUCAACGCGUCGGCCAGCGGCCUGAAGAAGAAGCAGACCUGGACCCUGGAGCAGACCGGGGAGGACGGCAGCGUCGUGUUCCUCGCRUCCCACCUGGGCCGCUACCUGGCCGCGGACAAAGACGGCAACGUCACGGCCGACAGCGAGGCGCGCGGCCGGGACUGCCGCUUCGUCCUCGCCGCGCACGAGGACGGGCGGUGGUCGCUGCAGUCCGAGCUGCACGGCCGCUUCCUCGGCGGCAGCGAGGACCGGAUCACCUGCUUCGCGCAGACCGCCUCCCCGGCGGAGCGAUGGUGCGUCCACCUGGCCGUGCACCCGCAGGUCAACAUCUACAGCUUCGCGCGCAAACGCUUCGCCCACCUGAGCGCGCUCGGCGAGGUGUCCAUAGACCGGGACGUGCCCUGGGGGGUCGACUCGCUCGUGACGCUCGUGUACCGGGACGAGCGGUACCACCUGGAGACCUCCGAUAACCGCUUCCUGCGCAACGACGGCAGCCUGGCCGCCAAGCCGGACGCGGACACCGGCUACAUGCUGGAGUUCCUGUCCGGGAAGGUGGCGUUCCGCGACUGCCACGGCCGCUACCUGGCCCCGGUGGGUCCCACGGGAACAAUGAAGUCUGGGAAAAGCGGCCGGGUGGGGAAGGAUGAACUGUUCGGCCUGGAGCGCAGCCACGCGCAGGUGGUGCUGACCGCAGGCAACGACAGGAACGUCUCAACCAGGCAAGGAAUAGACCUGUCAGCCAAUCAGAAUGAGGAAGGGGACCAGGAAGUCUUCCAAUUAGAGAUGAACCGUGAAGACAGGAAGUGUGCUUUCAGAACUGCUACUGGAAAAUACUGGACUCUGACAGCAACUGGAGGACUGCAGUGCACUGCCUCUGCCAAGUCCGCAGACAGUCACUUUGAGCUGGAGUGGCGUGACGGUCGCGUGUGUAUCCGUGCAGCCAAUGGCAAGUAUGUGACUGCGAAGAAGAACGGGCAGCUAGCAGCAACCAUUGACAACGCAGGGGAGGCCGAACAGUUCUUGAUGAAGCUGAUUAACCGUCCAAUCAUCGUCCUCCGUGGGGAGCAUGGUUUCAUUGGGGCUCGUAAAAGUGGAUUUCCCACCCUCGACUCCAACAGAGCAUCUUAUGAUGUUUUCCAACUAGAGUUCCAUAACGGAGCUUACUCUCUCAAAGACUCCCAGGGGAAGUACUGGUGUGUUGACGACGACUCAGCAGUCGUGUGCAGCAGUGCCAUACCUGUCCAGUUCCUCCUCGAGUUCUGUGAUCUCAACAAGAUGGCCAUUCGGGCUGUCGGGGGCAAGUACCUUAAAGGCGAUCAUGCUGGAGGACUGAAGGCCAACGCCGACUCCCUGGACAGCGCCACCCUCUGGGAAUAUUAAAACAAGGACUUCUGCGCGGUUUGACACAAUGCUUCAAACUAAUAAUGAAUAUGAAGGUUUUUCUGGUUGUCGUGUUGUUUUGUGUUUCUGUGUGUGAGUGCGUAGUUGUGAAUAAAUUGGGAUGGCUGUGUGGUGGAGCUGAUUAACUGAACGUCAAGGCAGCAAAGGGCUGCAAACAUUUAAUCUGCCUUUUUUGCUUAUAACUCUUCUUGGUGGACUUUUACCCACAUGGGAUAACAUUAACUUGUUCUAUUGAACGUAUGGCUUGUUUCACUUUCUUUCUAGCUYGCACACAUGUCCUCAUUAGUUGUUGCUAAAUGUGGUACCUUCUGCUGGUGUAACUAACAAUCUUACAAUUCAGCUGCUUUUCAGUCUUACAGUUUGCAUUUCUUGUUUGCUUACAAAAGCACAAAUAGACACACCGGAUGAAGGGAUGGUACUGAUUUGCAUUCCUCUGCUGUAAAUAACGCUUUGUCUGUUGCUGAAUACYUUAAAACACUUCAACCAUGGGACAGCAGAUAGUUUUUAAGCCGUCGACAUGCACAAGUCACGUAAUCUCCUGCCAGAUAAUCCAAACAGUCAACGGUCAAAUAUAUAGAAUCAGAUUCUCUCUUUGUGCACAACCACAGUCCAAAACUAAACAGAUGACAACAGCUAGAAGAUUUUAAUGUAAUCGUGUUAAUGUAGGGAGUAUUCUUUUCAGAAUUACUUUCUAUUAAAAGCAGUGUGGCGUAGUUCAGAACAUUAUAGAGCACAAGGACAUAAAAWRCACAUAAGAAAUGAGGUCAUAAAUACAUUAGAUUAAAAUGUAAAAACAUUGAUAUCUGCACAAUAAUGUGUUUGCCACCUAAAGUUCAAAGCACAUAUUUGUUGUUGGACCUGUAAUAAAUGCUGCUACUGAUCUGUAUACACAAAGGUGAACAAAUGCCUCUGGCUUUUAUUAUGGCUGUGCCUUCCAUAUAGCAUUUACUCUAUUUCUUUCUUUAUUUUUGCUGUUUUUUUAACUGAACCAAAAAAAGAAUAAAGCCCUGUCUCUCAAAGUGAA